Molecule: messenger RNA, 1030 nt
Organism: Cylicocyclus nassatus
Lineage: Eukaryota; Metazoa; Nematoda; Chromadorea; Rhabditida; Strongylidae
Source: the annotation of a GenBank genome assembly
UUAGGCUUCAAUAUGGAUCGCAAGAUCGAUCGCGAUACGCUCGCCGCACUAGUGGAGUCGGAGCCGUGCUUAUGGUAUCCUGGUCACGAUCAUUUCCACAGAAAGGACAAAAAAGAUGAAGCUUGGGAUAGGAUUGUCAAGAAGGCGAGGGGUAAAGGAAUUGUAUGCGAUGUGAAAUACUUGAAAUGUCAAUGGAGGAGUAUGCGGGACGGGUAUAAAAGGUCGAGAAAUCCACGAAGCGGUUCCGCGGAAAAACCUAGUGGAUUUAAUCAGUGUCUGAGUUUUCUGGACCAUGCUGAUGUGGGAGGAGUGCGUUCAUCAAAUAUUGAUGAAACGGGAGAAGAUUCGGACUAUUAUCAAGACGAGAACGGAAGGGACGAGAGUGAUGUUCCUAAAGGCAGUAGCGUUGGAAAAACCUAUGAACCAAAAGCGUUUACUCUUGGUAAACGAACUGCACAAGAAUGGGAGACCCCCACUACGAAAAAAAGAUGUUCGUCCGAUAGCAGAUCGAAAAAAGAAGGAAACGAUAAAGCGAAUGAACGUAAGUCAGUCCUCGAAGCUGUGGAGAUGGUGAAGGCAAAUGCAACGCGCUUAAACCCUUUCAACGACGAAUACAGCCAUUUUGGAGAAUUCGUGGGACACGUCUUACGAGAUUUCGGAAAGGAGGUCGCCAGGUCGAGAUAUCCGAACAUUAUUGAUGCUCUUUUUGGCACCAACGCAGACAAUAAGCAAGAUCAGCCGCCUCAUCCCCGAGAAUGGUCUCCUUACAGUGACGAGGUCGAAGUCUUGGAAGAAGACAAGCAAUCAGAUUAAUGCGUCAGUCUUGCAGAUUCUACCAUUACCUCUCUUUUGCAUGUUGUUUAUUCUUGCUUCGCAGUACGUAUAUCAACGCCCAUUACCGAAGUCUCAAAACUUGCUAACCAAUCCCUUUUGCUCAGCUAUGCCGAUUCUCAUAUAGAGUGUCUUUCGACUUUUCUGUUUUCUGUUUCCAGUGUGCCUUUAGAUCCCUUUUCCAAACUCAGAAGCACGU